Sphenostylis stenocarpa is the source of this 1422-nucleotide messenger RNA. Lineage: Eukaryota; Viridiplantae; Streptophyta; Magnoliopsida; Fabales; Fabaceae. The record is from the annotation of a GenBank genome assembly.
AUGCACAGGUGGGUGAGGCCCGAUGAUAAACAGAGGGUGUUUUUGAAUCUCACUUAUUCGUAUCUAAUUCAAGCUUGUGUGAUUAUAAUAGUUGAGAUGGAAUUUAGCAUCACAUCAAGAGAAACCAUUAAACCGUCAUUGCCCACUUCUAGAGAAUGCAAAACCCUAAAAUUAUGCUUGUUUGAUGUGUUUCAACUCAACACCUAUUUUCCAUUAAUCCUUUUUUACUGCAAAACCAACCUUCAGGGAUUCUCAGAUGUCUCAACUCAAUUGAAGAGAUCACUAUCUGAGGCACUGACUAUUUUCUACCCUCUUGGAGGUAGAAGAUGUGAUCACUUCUCCAUUGAUUGUAAUGAUGAAGGUGCAAUUUACAUGGAAGCUUCAGUGAAUACCAACAUGGAAGUGUUCUUAACACCACCCAAAUUGGAACUGCUAAACAAAUUACUUCCAUGUGAACCUAACAAGUGUCAUCCUCACCAAGAAGUCUUGCCCCAACUACUUGUUCAAGUAAAUCUUUUCCAAUGUGGAGGCAUAGCUAUUGGUUUGUGCAACCUCCACAUCCUCUUGGAUGCAUAUUCUUGCAGUGCCUUCUUGAAAACCUGGUUUGCCAUUUGCAAAGGGUCAAAGGAAGAAAUAUCAUGGCCAGAUUUCUUUUCUGCUUCCUCUUCCUUCCCUCCCAGAAACACCAUUGGUGUACGUGCUGGCAUGUUGAAUCUUAACAAACACUUGAAUAUAGAAGAAAACUGCACCACAAGAAGAUUCUUAUUUGAUUGCAAAGCCAUCAAUGAGUUAAAAUCCAUGUCAACAAGUGAUGAAACAAAACCUACAAGAUACCAAGUAGUAUCUUCAUUCAUAUGUAAACAUAUGAUUGUAGCAAUCAAGGAGAAAUCCUGUGACAAAACAAGACCAAUGGUUGCACUACAUGUUGUGGACAUGAGAAAAAGAAUGGGAGAGCCUUUCUCAAAAGGUGCUAUUGGAAAUUUGUUGUGGCCUGCAUUGAUUCUCUUUGAGGAUGUUAACAAGAACACUGAUGUUACAAAUUUGGUUAAAAUUCUAAAAGAAGGACUUGGAAAACUCACUAAGGAUUUGUUUCUAAAAUUACAGAAUGAUCCUAAUUUUUUGUGGAGUGAUGAGUGUGCAGAACUAAUGCUUGAAAGUAUAGCAGCAAAUAACCCAAUUUCUUUAGUGUUCACAAGUUGGGCUAAUAUGGGAUUCAAUGAGGUGGAUUUUGGUAGUGGAAAACCUUUGUGGCUAGCUCAAAGAGGAGGUACUAAAGAAACAAUUCCAAACACAGUGGUAUUGAUGGAAACAAGAGAGGGAAUAGAGGCAUGGAUCACAAUGGCAGAGAAACAUAUAACUCUCUUGGAAGAUGAUGUUGACUUCCUUCGUUUUGCAUUGCUUAAUCCUAGUAUUUCAUUUUAA